Messenger RNA from Porites lobata, 11103 nucleotides. The record is from the annotation of a GenBank genome assembly. Lineage: Eukaryota; Metazoa; Cnidaria; Anthozoa; Scleractinia; Poritidae.
AUGCUGAUCGGUCAAGAUCGGGCGGGAAAGACAAGCCUAAAAAAGUCGUUCUUAGGUCUACCAUUUAACCCUGAGGAAGACAGCACUGAUGGAAUUGAAGUUGACCCAUCAAAAUUCGAAGUCGACAUCGAUCAAGUAAAGAACUGGAAACUCACCGAUAAAAAGCUAAGUGUGUCUCAAUUUGCCCUUGAUCUUGCAAAAAUGGUGGCUAAAGAAAUACAGGAACGAGAUAAAGACAAAGAAGUUUCACAAGAAGGUGAUGAAGAGGACAGUGACGACGACUACGAGAAAGGAAGAGAAAAACAAAGAGAAAAAAAAUCAAAGCAGGAUUAUCCUGAUGAAGAUACAAACAAACAGACAAAAAUGGGUCAGGUUGGUAAAAGAAAAACAACCCUAAAUUAAAAUACAAACAAAUGAAACCAGGAAGACAAAAAAAGCAAAGAGCAACAACAAAAAGAAAAUCCUCAUACCUUCACAGACUACAUGUCUGAUAAAAAAUUCACUGGUCUACGUAGCUGGCGAGUGUUCUAGUUUUUUGGCGAGAAGGUUGGGAUUUCCCUCGAGGCUUCUCCCACGAGCUUCUACGAGGCAGCAAGAAAGUACCCCGGGAAUAAGAAUCCCGCCAGCUACACGGACUGAAAAAUUCACUAGCUUGGUUAUUUUCAUCCAAUUGCAAAUAACCUGCUGUGGACCAGAAUAGCAAUCAUCAGACACUAUUACUGGAUUGUUUAUAUAUGUUGUGGUUCAAUUUUAUAAUCUUGGUUUUAAUUUUAUUUCCCUUUGUUUUAAAAUCAUUAUCAUACAUUACCAUACCCAAAGACAAAGGGAAAUAAUAUUUAAACCAAGGAUAAAAUAGGCCUCUUCCGAGUUCCAGAAACCCCCACUUUCAAAAUGAGGCCAAGUACACAACCUUUUAAAACGCAUUUCCUCAGUGAGGAAAUGAGUUUUAUUUGCAUGCGAAUGGAAAAUCAUUUCCAUAUCAAAGGCUGAGCACUUUUAAAACCUCUCUUUGAUACCGAGGCCUGGGGGAACUUGGAAAUGACCUAUUGAACCACAACAUAUACAUGUAUGUGAAAAAAGCAAUUUGUCAGUAAUCUGUUUAGUUUAUGGUGAUUCUAUGUUGUCAACCUGAAUUGACUUAUGUAUUUAUUUUUAUCAAAACUUGUAGUCUGGUCUUAACUCUCUUGGAGAACCUCGAUUGUCAAAACCGGCAGUGGUUAACUCUCAAAUGAAUCAGGUAAAUAUAGCAACGUUUCUCUGGUUGUAGCCUUAAAUACUCUAAACCUUAAUUCAUUAUGACCUUCUCUCAAAAGAAUUCAAGAAAGUGAAGUUUUUACACACACCAGCCCAGGUUUCAAUUUUAAAUUUGGCUAGGCUUUAUCAGAAGAUAACGGAAAAAAGGAUUACUAUAGUAUGUCGAUAGCUAACUGGAAUGUAAAAGAAAAAGAAAAAUUUAGCGUUGUUGCAGAUCCAGUUUUCUGUUUUUCUUUCUUUUUUCUUUUUUUUGUGAUAUUUUUCGAAAAGCGAUUUUCAGUAGGACCGUCUCUCUACUCUUCUGACUCUAAGGUUUGAUCAUUGCAGAUUAGGCGUUAUGGUACCAAGGUCCUCACUGUCCCAUUACAGUAAGGCGAAAGGACAGUGGGAGUUGUAAGGAUUGUGAGCCGUCUGUUAAAAACCUAUUUCCUGAAAACCUUCUUUAUCCUUGGAGUAAAAGAAGGGUAAAAACCAAGUUGUCUGUAACAGAAUGUGGCUUUUCUUUAAAGCAAAAACUUAAUGAACCUACGUAUAGUGUACGUUAAAGAUUUUGGUGAAUAGUGUUAUUUUUUCUGGCUAACUCCAAGCACAUGAAUUUCAUUCGGUUAUAGUCUGCCGUGCAAUAAACGUCGUUUUUUUGCAAGUACAAAUAUGUACUCGGGUGUAUUUACAAAGCGAGUACCUUAAAAGCAACUCGCUAACUUCUUAACUAACACUUGACUUUAAAUUUUGACGUGUUAUUAUGGAAAGUUUGGUAAAAAUAGUAUAAGUAUAAAAAGGAGCUAACCUUUUUCAAAUUAAGAGUGGAUCUUGUGCUUAUCUAUUAGCAUUACAGGUCAGUGCUCCACCCCUAGUGGCUAUUUUUUGCUUAUUCAGAACUUUAUAUUCCCUGUUUAUUUACUGUAAUGAGUAGUAUAUUGAAUUACAGAGUGUAACCCUCACAUAGUUUUAACUCUUCGUCCAUCAGUCUUACCUUGCCAAGGGUACCUCGCGCUUUGCACAUUUCCAGUUGUCCAUCUGGCGCGAUCUCUCGAAGCGUGGCUUGAAAUUAUAUACAUGCUUAAAAACCGGAAAGGCUGCUUUUAUCAGGGAAAGAUUCACUUGGGAACACAGUUGCAGUACAGUUGGUUAUAACAGAUAUUGAUGUUGAAAUAUCUCGUGUAGAAUAUCGGCCCUUUGUUCUAAGAGACAAACUGAAUGAAAACAUCGCCGCUUGCAAAAUUCCCCUAUGUACAUAUUUUGUCCUAAUUGCCCUAAAGAUACAUGUUAACCAUUUUAAACACUUUAGGACACAUCCAGGAAUGCCAGUAAAGAGACAAAAACAGAAGCCCCAGACGUUGAAUUAAACAUCGACGCUACUUCGCCCCCAGAAGAAUUUACGGAUUGUCUUGAUCAACUUUUGAAAGGUCUAAACCUUCAGACUGAUGUAACAACAGUUGAACAUCACAUGAUCCUUGAUCUGUGGGACUUUGCUGGUCAACAGCUGUACUAUGCGUCUUACCCAGUUUUUUUAUCGCCACGAGCAGUUUACAUGUUGGUUUACGAUCUCAGCAAAGGAUUAAACGACCCAGCUCAACCUUAUUUUAAACAGGGAAAUCGGAAAAUUCGUCUCCCUAACCCAAAUAAGGAAACGAAUAUGGAAAAUUUGUUGUCUUGGCUGGUUUCAGUCAGCAGCGUUUGUUCAUCAGAAUCAGAAAAGGCUGUGAAAGAUCAGCCUCACUGUCGCCCUCCUGUGUUCAUUGUAGGAACACAUGCGGAUAAACAACAUCAGAAAGACAUCGACAAGAUCGAGUUGCAGAUUAAAAGGGAAAUAUUUGAAAACAGUGAAAAUGUAAUCCGCCCCAUCUUCUCUGUUGACAAUACUCAAGGAUCAUCUGAUAGGGGAGUUAGUGCACUUCAGAAACGCAUGAUUGAAGUUUUGAAACAAGAACCAUACAUGGGAGAGGAGACACCGAUUCGGUGAGUUUGCAGUCCCUAGGGUUGUUGUUAUUUUAUGAUCUCCAAGAUAAUGAUAAUACCUAUCAUAUACUGGUACAACUGGAACCUGUGAAGUUCUUUUAAAAGUACAUUAUGUAAACUAAAACGAAGUUACCGUAAAUGUCUGUUAUACGAGGUAGUUAAUAGUAGAAGACUCGUCUUUUUUAUGUUGUAGGAAGGGCAGGUGGGAUUUGAUGCGUAUUUCCUGAAAUAUUAUAACGACUCCCUCGUCGUUUACACCACUACACUUCAUCAGAAGUUUUUUUUUUUACUUCGUCCAUUGUAGUCCUUAUUAUUUGGGACGAGCCUUCCCCUCCGCCUCUUCCACGUAACGAACAAAGAUGAUAAAUAAUGAUGAAUAAAUCCAAAAUUAAUGUGUAGUCAAUUUUAUCAAACAUAGUACCAGUCAGCCUAGAAUCAGUCUGUACAGAGUAUUAAAUGUAAUUUUCUUGUAGGAACACCAAAUGAUAUCCUUCCUGGAAAAUUUUAAAAUUCGAGUGUUUCUUAUAUAACGCAGUUUGAUGCUUUCUGAAGUGCGGCAUACAUAUCUGCACUGAAUGCCUCAUAAAAAGAAAAUCCUGUGGUGCCUCGAUGUUGUACUUUUGCGUGUCAGUGAUUUGUAAAACACAAGGAAGCGUGAAACAAAUAAUAAUAAUAAUAAUAAUAAUAAUAAUAAACCUUCUGUGAAAUGUCCAUGAAGCACAACCGAUGUAGCCGAGAUUCAUGUGGAGUACGGUCAAUGUGCAGGUGCUUCAUUUGAUAGGGCCUAUCAAAUUCGUCUUAACUUAAGGAGAACGCACUUGCCGAAAUCUUUUUUCAAAUAAAAAGAUGAAUACCUUAACUUGUUUCGUUGUUGAUUUAUUAAAAAAUGAGUUUAAAAAGUAUACGUAAUUUUAAUGGCUUAUCAAAAUAGCUAUCCCGCCUUCCAUUUACCUUAUCAUGCCUUAUAAAGUUUAAAAACCACUUUCCUUUUCAGAUGGUUCAACUUCGAGAAGGUUGUCAAAACUUUGGUUGCCAAGAAAGUGUACCAUUUAAACAUGGAACAACUUCAGACCAUUAUCCAGAAACAUUGCUUCAUUGAAAACAAGGAUGAGGUUGCCACUAUGUUAAAUUUCUAUCAUGACCUCGGCGUGAUUGUCAAACACGGUAACACAGUUAUACUUCAGGCUGAAUGGCUUAUUAAACUGUUCAAACAACUCAUAACUGUUCGCUGUUUUGAUGACAUGGUAAGAAGAAAACAUCAGUUGCAUUUCCACACCCUCAAACAACAGUGUGGCUUUGACUUAGAAUACGAUCUGGCUAGUCCUAGUGUGUGUUGGAGUUGCUUCUUCUGUUAUGUUAGUGCUGGACUGACUUGUUCAAUUUAUUCUUCUAUCAGUGGCCCUACCUGGCUUGUUGGUGCCAUGGUCCUAAACACAAAGCUCACUAAAAACUCUGAAUCUUACAGUUCAACUUAGAUUAAGCGGACACCCUCUACUAAGUAGGCAAAGUCUUUUACAACACUUUUUUCUCAUUUUGUUUUGUUUGAGUAUUCCAAACGUUUCCACCAUUCAUUUGAAGGGUAUUUCACUCCUAACAUGACAUUGUCUAUCGAAACCUGUAUGAAGCGGACACUAUAGCAUUCCCCGCGAGUGUCACUGUAUCUUCACUGUAUCUUGUUGCCAGAAAACGUUUUCUUCUCUAGCGUAUCCUCCCUUGGUAUCGUCACUGCUUCACGUGUUUGUUUUAUUUUUCUUUGUCAUUGUUUUCCAGGAACCAAGGUGUUGUAGAUGGUGGAAAGAAAUGGAGAAAACAGGUGUUCUCAACAUGGAGCUUGUUGAACACGUGUUUUCCGAGUUUUGUCAGCAAGAAGUAGUCAAGGAGGAUAUCCUUGAAAUGAUGAUGAAGUUUGGAUUGAUCGUGCAAUUCGCCCUGUCACCAACAGAAAAAAAAUAUUUUGUACCAUGCCAACUAAGGUCACCUCCUGACAUCCUCUGCAUAAAGAAACUAUCGCCUGGAGAUCCAUGUCCACUGUACCUUGACUUUCAGCGAAUGGGCUACGUGCCUCAUGGUCUUUAUUUACAGCUUGUGUCACGAUGCACCGAAUGGUGCUCUACGAGGGGAUUCGAGAAACCCCCUAAAUUGUACGAUGGGGCAUCUCUGUUUUUCAUUGGGAAGGGGCUCACUCACCACAUGAUGCUUGUGUGCAAGAAAAGAUUCAUCAAGAUCGUUUUGAAGCAAAUAAAACAAAGCGAUGGAUCUUCAUGUGAGCCGGUAUCAGCAAAAGAAACACCGAUUCUGGUACGAACAUCUUUGAAUGAGAUGAUGCAGAAUCUGCUAGAGACACUUCCCUGGUUUAAAAAUGUGGGUUACGAACUGUGUGUUAAGUGUCCUUACUGCCUGAAAGUGCAAAAACCAUGUGAUAAUCAUGGCGAAUUCCCUUGUGACAAGGAGCGCUGUUUGUGUCUUCUGACCGUUGCGCCAGAUGGAUCAUGCGAGUACUGUACAGAGAGCCAUUUGGAUGAAAUUCUUCCGCUUCCUGAGCUCAAAAGGUGGUACUCGAGCAGCAGAGAGGAUUCCUCAAUCAAAGGUGGGGCGGAUAUGAUAAAAAAAUGAUUUCCUAAAAUUUGUAAGUCUUAAUUAUUUGAAUUUGUGUUUUGUUAUUACUCAGUAUCAUGGCCGCAGUUUAUCAACAGAGGUAGAUUCCACUAUUUCGCCUAAUAUUGCAAUCAUACAAUUAUAGUAGGAAUGGACACUCGAUCCUAUCAAGCCAUUGCGUAUGUCCAUUUAGAUUGCACCCAGUUUCCACUUAAAGUCUUGGCCUUUUCGUACUGCUACGCCUCAGUGUCAAAAACUGUCUCUUUCAAGUUUGGGUUGGACUACAACCGCCUUGUACCGCUUCUUAUCGAUAGUUUUCGUCCACAGCAGCUGGAGGUGAUCAGAGGUAGCAGAAUUUACUUUGCAAAAAACCCCGUCAAUCAAAGUAGUCGCAACAUCUCACAACAUGUGUUGACGUGACCUUGUUGUGAGCCGAAAUUCAUUACAUCUAUUGUAUUUACGUUGCAGAAACGUUCAUGGCACGACAAGGAAACUGGGACGAGUUACAGUCAAAACAGGUCAAGCGUAGCCCCCAAGAUUCUAUUAAUGAAUUGAUUAUUUGAAAAAUGAGUCCGUUAGUCGUUCCCGUAACUGGUGUCAAAUUCAAUUCGGAAUUACUGCAUGCCUAAUGAGCAGUGAAUAAUUUACGAGAACUUGUCUGUAUUUGGUCAGAUUGAAAAUCUUUGAAUGAAUUAAAAUUCUUAGAAGACAUUUACAUCAAAUUCAGGAAAACUGAGGUGGUAGAAAUUUCGUAACUGAAUCGCGUGUGAAUUCACGGCUCAUUACGCUUGUUAGAAUGUAGAGAUGAAUCUGAAAUCUACAACUGCCAACGGGCUCAACUUUCGAAUAAUAAAUUCAUUAAUGGAAUUUUGGGGGGUACGCUUGACCUGGCUUGACUGUAACUUUCGCAAAGACUUCUGAGACUGUAACUGGGGACAGGGGAACAAAUUUGGCCAAUUACUGACCAGCGCGUCAGCAGUAACGAUUGCAGAGGUCUUUUGCACUAGUUAAUUCGGUCCAGGGUCCCUUUCCUCGGAAGUCCCGGUAACUUUACGGGCCCGAAAAGAUGCUUUAUAUUUCCCAUAUUUGCAUUCAAGAUCAAAGUUUCAAAAAUUUUGAAAAUGAUGCAAUGGAACAAUUAUUUAACGAAACAAAAUUGACUGGUUUGUGUUCUACUACUGAUUCAACAGAUUUUUAUUUAUAAAUUUGCCUUUGGACUCGAAAAGCCAACUAGCCUUUUGAGAAACCGGGCUCCGUUUGUAAAGUGACGAAUAGAAACAUUUUUGUCAUAAUUUUCUUUAACUAGAUACGUCCGAAGAAGAGGUGGAAACAGGUACUGUAUCUAAGAAACAGUUGCCCACUCCCAUUCCCCAGCUUCCUGAAAAGAACGAUUAUCAAGGUAGGAUGUUUUAUGGAUAUUACUAAAACGGGGAACGGGAAAAUGAAAAACGGGAACAAAACCUAAGGUUCUCUCUCCUACCCGUCGAGAGUUCGUAGGGACGGGUAGGAAAGAAUCCUGGGAACGAGGUUGGAACCGUAGCCCUAUCAGUAUUUUCAUUUCCAAUUCUCUUGGUUGUUGCCAUUUCUGUUCCCAUUUCCCCGUGACUCGCUCCCUGUUCCUUGGUCACCGUUCCCUGCACCUUGCACCCGGUUCCUCAUCAUAGUUACAUGCGAUAUUUUAGUACUGGAACUUAAGCAACUAGAUCUGUGCCUGGAUCUGUGCAGUUUAUAAUCACUCCCAGAAAACAGUUGGUCACUUAAAGAUGUUUUGAUUGUAAUCAUUUCGUUCUGAUUGUUUUGAUUUAAGGUUAAAUUUUUCGCAACUUGCUCAUGCUAACCAAACUUGGAAUAUUCACGUCAAUAUUUCUCCAUAUCAUCGUCAGACCUCAUCGUUUAUUAUUUCAUAACAACUAGUUAUGGCUAUCGCUAAGUGCCAUCGAGCAAAGAUUUUACCUAUACGCACGGGCUGUUGAAUUUGUUUAGAAAUGUCAUGAAAUACAGUAAUUAAUGAAAAAUAGAUUGAACUUAAUUCGAUUGCUUUGAAAAUAGUGCAAACUUAUAGCAAGGGGCACACAUACCCCUACCCACGGCUGGAACAGCAUCUCACGCAUGCGCGGGGAAGGCGGAUCAUGGGUUGGUGUAUGUGUGCCCCUUGCUUUAAUUUGUCUUUUGAAAAUAGUUAAUUAAAAUGUUCUACUGCAUAAGAAUUUGAAAUCCCGACUAACGCAGCAAAUGUUUCGAGAUAUUGAAGUUCGUGUUUUUGUCCAAAGUUGUACACAAGUCAUUUUGCGUAAAAUUUAGUGGUCUUAUGAGCAAAAUUAAAAUCCUCGAAAGAUCAUAUUAAAGUCCGCGAAUAUUCAACGUACAGACUUAUAUUUGGUCUUUUUAAGCUUAAAAAGUUUAUGGUGCGCCAAUGAAGCCUUCCGAACUAUUUUGCUUCAAAGACACAAAAAAUUUGGCUGCGUUAUUAUUUUUCGUAGCGGCAUGUAAUAAGAAAUUCCAGCGGGCAAAUGCGUCAGAUAUUGCGGAGGAUGGAAAUGGUAGUCUUUACGACGGGAUGAGCACGGGCCUCAGAAACACGCGCACGGCUCGUGGAUUCUCUGAUCCGUAUCACGUGUUCGCUCGAAAACAAUGCAUUCUCUGUCCUGCAUUACGUCAUGGUUGCCGUACAUUUCUCUAUGUUACAUCGAUUCGAGAUUUUUUCUGCCCCUAGAACAAUCGCGCACGGCUCUAUUAGGCUGCCGCCUGACCGGAUCAACCGUUCGUUGGCAGUUAACGACUUUAUUUAUUUCUGAGGUAGACGUAUUUCCGGCAGGCCGAGUAAUUGCCAACGAGGCAACCGAGCUAAGAAGCGAGGUUGACUCGGCGGCAGAAUUAUAAUGCCGCGCAAUGUAGGCAAAAACUCUCAAAUUCUGCGUAACCCUCUAAAAUUUGCAUUUUUGACCAUAUUGUGGUGUAAGUAAGACCCCAUAUUUGGGUAGUGACAUCAUGGUCUUGCAUUUACAACACGUGGUUCAAGAUUGGGUGAUUCAGUGUGCAGCUGUUCGUUGUCUGUUCAAGAGGGCCUAACUGGUGAGCAAGCAUUAAUACGAUUUCUAGUUUGAAAGGGCAAUUAGUGCUCUGGUUUGCUUUAUAAAUUGCGUUUAAAACAGCAGCUGAUCAAGGAAUAGGGUUUUACGCUCAAAUUUUUGUCAGAACUACCUUGUUCUUUGCAGCGCUAUUUACAUUGAGGUAGCCUGUUCGCUUCUCGACUCAGAACCAGGGUUUUCAGUGUUCUCUUUUCCUUUGUGAAUUGAAUUUUAAGCGGUAGUUGAUCAAGGCAUAGGGUUAUAUUCUCAAAACUUAUAUCAGAACCAGCAUGUUCUUCGCAGGUCGAUUUACAUUGAGCCAGUCCUCACCUUCCGUGAGGAAUGCAACGUAUUUGCGGACCUAAUAUUUUAGAAUUUAUUUAUGUCUUUCGAGAUAUUUUGUCAACCAGUAUGUUUUUUGCUGCUCGAUUUGCAUUGAGACAGCCCAAAACUCCCGUGAGGAAUGCAACGAAUUUACGGACCUUUUGUUUUGAACACUAUCAUUAUGCCUUUCAAGACACUCUUUGUCCUGUGACACUCGCUCAUUAGAUCUUUGUAUUUUAUUCAAGUUUAUAUUUUUAUACCUCUGAUACCUUCCGCCCCAUUCUUGCGCGCUUUUCACACAUUUUACUUUACACCAUAUUUUUUCUUAUGUAUAUUACUAUGCGAAAUACUUUUCUUAUUCCUGAUGACGCUCUUGCUCGGAAUUUAAUUAUUAUUUUUAAUUUCAGCAGUCAAAGGCCUCAUUUGAACUAUAUUUUUCUUUCUAACGUUUAUAGCUUUGAUACAAUGGAAUUUUCCAUGAAACAUAAUUGCUAACUUGCUCAUAUUUACCAGCAAAGCUUCAAGCCUAGUUGUUAUUGUUUAAUAAAAGUGAAAGCCUAGAAUGUGCCAAAGUUGUUGUUUUGAAGUUGGGUGCCAUCCUUUUCUAUAGCGGAAUCCAUUUUAAACCUCUAAAAUUAUGAAAAAAAAAAAUCGCGAAGAUCUGAAUAGGCACAUUCCACAAAAGAUAAACGAAUUCGCCUCGUUGGCACUUGCCGGAAGGUACCCCUAGUUUAUUUGUUUGUCGCUUCUUGUUUAAUCAGCAGUAACAUAGUGGGCGGAAAAGUAAAAUCAAAAAGGGUGUACAGGAACUAAAUAGAAUUCAAAAAGGAGGAAUAUAGGAGCGAAAAAUAGAAUUGAGGAAGAGGAGAAAUGGUUGAACAGAAAUGCUCACAGUAGCUAACAGUACAGUAGGGUGUUUUCCAUUUAUUCUAGAGCGACCGGUGCAACUAACCAAAGAAAAAUAGAACGACAUUGCUCGAUCGGCAUCCAAAGAAAUUUUCCAGCGAUUUCUUUGAAGUAUUCCAUUCAAGUUUCGAACAAAGUUUGGUUACUUCUUCGUGUGUUUGUGACUGAAAACAAGAAUUUAUGUAAAAGAACCACGGUACGUUUCAGCCUAACCGGGUCGACCGGUCAAAAGGAACCAUUUCCAGAGAUAGACUGACAUUUGCGAAAAAAAUUCCAUUCGGGCCUAGUGUCUUGAUCAAAAUUUCUAGACAAUUUGGCACAAUGAAAAACACUCCUAGUAUGGCUUUCCCAUUUAUCAAAAGUACGCGCUAUUUAGGGCCAAAUACUAUACGUGGACCGAGUUGGUUGGAUUUGCCGUUUUGCCGAGACUAGGUACCUUAGUAAACGCAACAAAACUCAACUUUUAAACUCGUUCCCAGGGUUCGCAGGGUUGUUCAACUUUGUGAUUACAAGACAAUAGAGAUAGCCCGGCAACUUGACAAGGGGACCUAACCUGGAUCAUGUAAUCAGGCUUUUACUCUAAUAAACUGAAAACAUGACCCCGUGCAAAUCAAUGAGAUUCCUUUCGCAUAAGAAAAAAUAAAAGUUUUUUGCUUUUUAUACUCUUCUUCUCAUUUUUACUUUCAUGCGAUUUCUUUGGGCUGCAGUCAAGGAGGGCAUUCCAUCAAACGACGAGCUGGAACAUCUGUCAGUGGAAGUUGAAGAUUGGGAAAAGCUUGGGCGUCGGCUAGGAUUCACAAAAGCAGAAUUAACAGCACUUCACAAGGACAAAGAAAAAUGGUCUGAGAAAGCACUUGCAAUGCUAAUGAAGUGGAGAGAAAGAAAGGGUUCCAGUGCUACUUACCGUUGUUUAUACGACGCCCUCUGUCAUGAUUUAGUGACUCGAAAAGAUUUAGCGGAAAAAUUUUGUUGUAGCUGUUCUAAACCGGAAGGUUAA